Molecule: messenger RNA, 4222 nt
Organism: Cydia strobilella
Lineage: Eukaryota; Metazoa; Arthropoda; Insecta; Lepidoptera; Tortricidae
Gene: mfrn
Product: mitoferrin
Exons: 8
Coding region: 208-1176 (322 amino acids)
Biological process (GO): iron import into the mitochondrion
Cellular component (GO): mitochondrial membrane
Molecular function (GO): ferrous iron transmembrane transporter activity
Source: RefSeq, a predicted model, not a curated record
AGUGUAUCUGUGGACGUCGGUCGCGCGUGUGCCUGCGAGGUUGUGCGAGUCGUAUGGAAUCAAUUUGAUCUAAAUUUCGGAUGACUUGUAGACGAAAAUAGUGUAGUGAAAAUGAUAUUGCUAAUUAGGUAGAACGAACGCAAUAACCAUAUUUUUGAACCAAAUAGGUGUUUAUUUUGUGUUAAGUGUCAGUAUUCAGUGAGUAUUAUGAACUUUGAGGACUAUGAAACGCUGCCGACCCAGAACCCCGUGACACACAUGACGGCCGGGGCCGUGGCGGGCGUAAUGGAGCACUGCAUCAUGUACCCGCUCGACUCCGUGAAGACGCGGAUGCAGUCGCUCCGGACGGCCCACAACAGCUCCAUAACGGAGACCUUCAGACACAUGGUCCGGCGGGAAGGCUUGCUCAGGCCGAUCCGCGGCAUGUCAGCAGUGGUGCUCGGCGCCGGGCCCGCGCACGCGUGCUUCUUCGCCACCUACGAGCACAGCAAGCACACGCUCGCGCACCUAACAAGGCAUAGGCACGACCACCUCACACACGGGUUGUCCGGGUGUCUGGCGUCGCUAGUACACGACGCAGUCUCCAAUCCGGCAGAAGUGGUAAAACAACGACUGCAGAUGCUGAACUCGCCCUACAGAAGCGUAUGGGAGUGCGCGCGGCGGAUUUACAAGGCUGAGGGGAUACGGGCCUUCUACCGGUCCUACGGCACGCAGGUCGUCAUGAACGUGCCCUUCCAGUCGCUCCACUUCGUAACGUACGAGUGGUGUCAGACGCUGGUGAACCCGUCGCGCAAGUACGACCCGCGCGCGCACGCGCUGUCCGGCGCCUGCGCGGGCGCGCUGGCCGCCGCCGCCACCACGCCGCUCGACGUGUGCAAGACCGUGCUCAACACACAGGAAGUAGCGGCCCGCGCGGACGGGCUGGCGCAGGCGGCGGCGCUGGUGCUGCGCGCGACCGGCCCGCUCGGCUUCUUCAAGGGCGCCUCCGCCCGCGUGCUGUACCAGAUGCCUGCCGCGGCCAUCUGCUGGCUCACCUACGAGACCCUCAAGCACCUGCUCACCACAGAGACCCGCGAGGAGACCCACGCGGCGGGCGCUCCCGCAGCGCCCCUCGUCGGCGCCGCGCUGCGGCUCGCCGCCGCCGACGUCAGCCCCGCGCCGCUCACGCGCACGUAGCCAUCCCCACCCCACCACACCCCCACCACCACCAACACCGACACAACACUCCAUAGCCGACACGCCGGUUAAACUGACUACACUCCGCGUUUAAGCUAAAGAUGCACGUUGGUGAAUCAUCUAAUCUAAUCUAUUUGGAGAUCCAACAGCUGUCACGUUAACAUAAAAAUUAUAGUAGAUACAGGAAGCCAAUUAUAGGAACUCACAAUUUAAUAAAAAUCAUUGGUGCAUUUGGCACCGAAGACCCGAUCUGGUAAAAUUCCUAAAUUUGUGUGGCGCCAUAUUUUUUGAAAUACAUUGAAUACCAGGCCCAGUGCCCGCUAGGCGCUAAUGGUUCAAAACCCACAACUCGAACAUACAACCAGUCGUAAUCGUUAAUAGUUAACGUUAACGCCAAUUAAAAAGCUAACAAAUUAAAAAUGACCACGUGAUUUUUCAUUUCCAUCUGUGUUAUUUCAGUAUAAUAUUAAUAAUUGCCACAGUAGCUAUUCCUCUAAUCCCGACUUCGAUCCUGAUAUAAAACAAUAUAUUGUCACCACCAAACCUUCAUCGUAAGUUAUUUCUCCAUAGUUGUCGCGGCGCUGUUGUUUUGUUUGAAUUUGAUAUUCGUCUGUGAUGUUGUUUUUUUAAUGAAGUGUUAGUGUUUACGAAUAAAAUUAUGUGGUGAGCGCUUGUUUAAUGUGAGCUUGUAAGCCGAUCGACACGCCGAAUACAAUGAAAAAACUAUCACUUUUAUUGGACUUAUAAAAUUCGGCUUCAUUGAUCGGUAUUUUUAAUUAUGAUCGAUCAACUAAAUUUUCGUAUUCCUACGCUUGAAGGUGAGUGUACCUUAAGUUAGUAUAAAGUAGAGACGAAUACAUAAUAAGAACUGCUAAUCGUCAUACAAAAUUGCACUCCUUAAAACAUUAUGAACGCUAUGUAAACAUUAUGUUAAAUAAUAUGUAUUAAAAGUGUUGAAAUUGCUUCAAUUUAGGAAAAAUCUUAAUAUAUUUUGAAAUGCAACUUGUAUGAAGGUUAGUUGUAUGUAGUUGUCUCUAGUAUAAAAUAAGCACGACGCCAGUAUUAAGCAUCGCCACUCUUUCACGUCAUUCAUAAAAUGUUGUCAUUUACUCACAUUGAGCAAGUUAUAACCCUUCGUAGCUGAAGACAAAAUGACGUAAGCACCACUACAUCUGUUACGCCAUUUUGCCUUCAAAUGCUGUGAUGUUUGAACCUAUAUUAUAAUAAAGCUGUUUUAUAUAUGCUUUUGCUAUUUUCAAGUAGUUUAGCAACGCUUCAGAAGCGUUUUAAAACAUUACGCGCGGUUGAAAUUUAAAUUUUACCUGCGCAAUAAACGCCAGAUCGAGUCAAUUGAAUUUGGACUAUAUUUUGUACGGCGGUAGGGCUAGAGUUGCGUGAUACGGAACCGCUGGCGGUUUAAUAGUUAUCGCUAUUUCAUUAAUUUUAUUGGCACAAAGAACAUUUAAAAAGGGUUUUACAGAAAAAAGUGUACCAUUACUUUUUACCGAAAAACUAACAAAUUUUGGGCAAUUUUUAAAUUACUCAGAAUCACGACGACUAUUGAUUGAUAUUGAUAAAAAAAAUUGACCCAGUUUUCCAUACCUACAAUAUUUUUAGAGGAGUAAGUUAUCCUAUAAAGGAUCACUCAGUCGUGCGUCGUGCAAAUCGUUUUAAUACGUUUUUUUUAUGUUUGACGCUCUUCACAUACAUUUUUGUAACAAGACUAGCAAAAAUUUUGGGAUAUUUCAAAAAAGUAAAUGGAAAGUACACUUUUUUUUAAAGCCUUAAACAAGAGGCGAGUAAAGUGGUGUGCAGCUCUAGUCGUGCCGCGACAGUGGGCGACCACUUUAAACGACACGAGUCGUCCGAGACGACGGAUCGAAACAGCCGCAAGUGCCCGUCUACUAAUUACUAAUAUAUAUAAAUACGUUGUAUAAAUCAGUAAGUAAGCGAAGUGUACAUAGUUCCAAGUGUUACCAUGUAAAGUUAAAUUCAUUUGUUAGAGUUUAGUUGAGCGAUUUGGGAAAAAUGUCUCGUUAAUGGUAAGCGGCGGCGAGUGAAACCGACAGUUUUCUUAGCCGAUUUUUCCGAAAGGUCUAUACUAUGAAGAGAAGUAAAUAUUAUCAUUUAUAAUAUAUGAAAAUAUUCAUAAUACAUCUGUCGGGAUUUUGCCGCUUAAAUAGUUGGUUGUGAUACGGAAAAUUUGAUUAAUAACUGUGCAAAGUCUACAUUCUAGAGUAAAACGGCCCUAUCAUAAAAAACUUUAGAAGUGUACAAGUCGACAAUAAUGUUACGUUGUAGAUAAUGUGCUACAUGCACAAUUAUUACAUACAUAUCAGAUCUACAAGUUUACAAUCUUAAAAAAAUUCCCACAACAACGCGUAAUACAAAACAUGGUGCUUAUGUCAAAUAUAGAUUUAAUCCUACAAUUUACAUAUUUGUUAAAAAUAAAUAAUACAAAUUUGUCGCCUACUAUGUUUUCUGGUACACAAACUUGUUAAAUCUACAAUCUUGUCACUUGUAAAUUGUAAUUGUAAGUUUUUUGAAAUAGGGCCCUGGUCUUUAUGAAUUUUCCAUGGAAAAUGACUAGUUUAUGUAAUAUGGACUAGUGGCAUCAGGACAGUAAUAUGUAUAUCAAUUCCUAAUACAAAAUGUAUGACUUCAAAAAGUAAAAUUGUACACCACUUAAGAAAUAAAAUAGAAUUUAACUAAAUACCGUUACCAUGUGUUACCUAAAUUUGGUCAACGGCAUCUAGUGAAGCAUUUUUUUAUUCUUGUUGGACUUUUCACAUGUUAUUUCCGUUCUCCGUGGCUGUAAGGAUAUUUGGUGAUGGUUUAGGCACAAGGUAUGUAAUAUUUGCCCUUUUCAAGACCCUUUCCACAUUGAAAUGGGGAAUGUGCUUGAAUAGGGACGCCGUUUAUUUCAUAAGGAAUAAUUUGUGAUUCCGUGCUAUUCAAAAAAAAGUUGGCUUGUAAAAUCGUGAUAUUAAGCUCAGUUGUCUGGCAAAAAAGAGUAGAAAUUAAAAAGUGGCAACACUGUAGUGUC